This is a messenger RNA of Helobdella robusta, 730 nucleotides long. RefSeq lists its product as hypothetical. The transcript is spliced from 6 exons. Gene Ontology annotation, cellular component: cytosolic large ribosomal subunit; ribosome. Gene Ontology annotation, biological process: translation. Bases 35 to 628 code for a protein of 197 amino acids. NCBI's taxonomy places the organism in Eukaryota, Metazoa, Annelida, Clitellata, Rhynchobdellida, Glossiphoniidae. The record is from RefSeq and is a predicted model, not a curated record. Gene Ontology annotation, molecular function: structural constituent of ribosome; RNA binding.
ACUUCCGUUGGUUCUUUUUUCCGAUUAUAUCACAAUGGGAACGUUGCGGUCGCAAAAGAGACUGGCAGCCGCUGUGUUAAAAUGCGGCAGAAACAAAAUCUGGUUGGACCCCAAUGAAACGAAUGAAAUUUCCAAUGCCAACUCGCGCCAGAACAUUCGUAAACUGAUCAAGAAUGGUUUGAUCAUCAGAAAGCCUGUUGCUGUGCACUCAAGAGCCAGAGUUCGCAAGAACAUGAUUGCUCGUAGGAAGGGCAGACACACUGGAACUGGUAAGAGGAAGGGUACAGCCAACGCUCGUAUGCCAGAGAAAGUCAUCUGGAUCAGAAGAAUGAGAGUUCUCAGACGUCUUCUCAAAAGAUACAGAGAUGACAAGAAGAUAGACAAACACUUGUACCACAGCCUGUACAUGAAAUGCAAGGGAAACGUCUUCAAAAACAAGAGGGUCCUCAUGGAACACAUCCACAAGAAGAAGGCUGAGAACUCAAGAGCCAAGAUGCUCAAUGACCAGGCAGAGGCCAGAAGAACCAAAGUGAAGGAAGCCCGCAAGAGACGUGACGAGCGCCAGGUUGUCAAGAAAGAAGAGAAGUUAAAGACAUUUGCCAAGGAAGAUGAAGAACAGCAAAAAUAAUCAGACAACUUUUGACCCGUUUGGGUGGUCUGAUUAGAUUUGUGGCGACUGUUUUUUAUCUGAACUGGAGACAAUUGUUAUUCACACUGCUAAUAAAUGUGG